This is a messenger RNA of Cynocephalus volans (Philippine flying lemur), 672 nucleotides long. Its product is annotated as basic proline-rich protein-like. The coding region runs from base 1 to 672 and encodes 223 amino acids. The record is from RefSeq and is a predicted model, not a curated record. The transcript is spliced from 3 exons. Lineage: Eukaryota; Metazoa; Chordata; Mammalia; Dermoptera; Cynocephalidae.
AUGCUGCCCAGCCCCGAAGGGAACAAGGGUGAACCCCCAACCCCGGAGCAGGAGAAGCCGGACCCCAAGAAAGGCAGCCCGGGGGCCCGUGGGGUGCGGGUGGCCGUGCAAGUGCACCGCACGCCAGGAGACAAGGAGACCCCGAAAGACCGACAAAGCGCACAGACCGGAGGGAGCCCGGCAAGGCGCCAACAACCCGUCAGGGCCCCGCGCACCGCGACCCAGCCUCGGGGACAGCGGGACGGAGCCCGCGCCCCUGCCCUCUCCUCUGCCCGCGCCCCUCCAGGCCCCGCCCACGCCCCGCCAUCUCCCUGCCCCUGCCCCGCCCACUACCGCCCCAGGCCCCGCCCCCCGCCCGCGCACACCGCCCACGCCCCUACAGGCCCCGCCCCUCGCCGGCGCCGUCCUCGGCCCCCUCACACCCCUCACACGCCGCCCCCACUCCGCCCUCUCCCUGAGCGCGCCACCUCGGCCCGCCCACCCUCGCCCCAGGCCACCCCGCCCACGCUGUCCAGCCCCACCUACGACUUCCCGGGCCCCGCCCACGAGGUCCCGGCUCCGCCCGCGCCGUCACCACCUCCCGCCCUGAGAGUCCCCGCCCCCUCCCUGCUUCAUACAAUCGUCAGCCCGCCGCCCCGGCCCGCAGCUCUCCGCCGCUCCUCCUACGCCUGA